CGUAUCCGUCCGAACUUAUAUAAGGCGAUUACACUAGUAGUGACGCAAUCAGAACGACAUAGCAUUUGUCAAGGACGUUUAUCGACUGAGUGGAAGUGAACUAGAACCAUGCCAAGGGGAAGCAGAAGCCGCACCUCAAGGAUGGCACCGCCAGCCAGCCGGGCCCCAGUAAUGAGGUCUGCACCCCCUCCUGCAGCUCACCCACCUGCACCUGUAGCCGCAGCCCCAUCUGCACUUGGACCAGCAGCAGCUCCCAGGCAACCAGGUCUGAUGGCCCAAAUGGCAACCACAGCUGCUGGGGUGGCCGUGGGCUCUGCAGUUGGACACACGCUGGGCCAUGCGAUCACUGGAGGUUUUGGUGGAGGAAGCAGUUCGGAGCCAGCAAGGGCAGACGUCACAUACCAGGAACCAGCCGCUGCCCAGCCAAUGUAUCAGCAGCCGCAGCAGCAGCAGCAAUCCCAGUACUCACCCUGUCAGUAUGAGCUGAAACAGUUCCUGGAGUGUGCUCAGAAUCAAAGUGACCUGAAGCUCUGUGAAGGUUUUGGAGAGGUGCUAAAACAGUGUCGCUUUGCAAAUGGCUUUCAAUAAAUAUUGGCUUGGCAGUAGAAGAACGUGUGUGCUCAUGGAUCAGAAACAUGACCCACACAGAAACUAGAAUUAUGCAAGUUAAAUCAUUAAAUGGAUUGCGUCCUCCUCUCAAGCACGCCUUUGAAAUCCUAUCAUCUGGGGUUUUGAUCACCGGAUUCAGAAUGAAAAGAAACAUAACAUCUUUUGGGGGAACGCAGAAAACGCACAACUAUUGGGCCAUGGAUUUGGAGAUUGAAUUCUGUUCCAUGAGACAUCUGUCUGUCAUUAGAAUGAUUUUUUUUAUUUAAAUAAAAUGUUUCCAUGGCUCCA
This is a messenger RNA of Spea bombifrons (plains spadefoot toad), 897 nucleotides long. It is a transcript of the gene CHCHD2, whose product is annotated as coiled-coil-helix-coiled-coil-helix domain containing 2. The transcript has 4 exons. Gene Ontology annotation, cellular component: nucleus; mitochondrion. Gene Ontology annotation, molecular function: sequence-specific DNA binding. NCBI's taxonomy places the organism in Eukaryota, Metazoa, Chordata, Amphibia, Anura, Pelobatidae. The coding region runs from base 109 to 588 and encodes 159 amino acids. Gene Ontology annotation, biological process: positive regulation of transcription by RNA polymerase II; mitochondrion organization. The record is from RefSeq and is a predicted model, not a curated record.